GAAAAAUUCGAAAGCAUAGUCGCAAAGAGGAAAUGCAAUUAGCAGAGAGAGAGAGGAAGAAGACGAUGGCGGAGGAUCCGGUUUCGAGCUUCUGCAACGCGUUGGCAGCUUUCUGCAACCACCUCCACUCCUCUUCCGAUGCUCUCAAACAAUCCAUUGAUCGCCGACCUAUUCCUCUCGAUUCCGCAUCGUCGACCUUCGUGCAAUGCCUGAAUCGCCGCGUAUCGACCGCGAGCGCCGACCUCGACAUGCUCGAUUCCAUGUCCUUCGGCACCGUCUCUUUCGAAGAGCUCCUAGGUCACUGCAACGAAUUGUACAAGAAGAACCACUCCGAUCUCUUUCAAAUCCAAGAUCGUCUCCAGAGCUACGGUUAUAGUGCUGUUUCGGAUAUUGAGGAGGAGGAUGAAGCUGAGGAUAUACAACAUCAAGAUCCGGAAGACAAAUUAGAUAGUCCGUCUUCUUUCUAUGGAUCACUCUCCGUCGCCGAUUCUAGCUUCAAAAGUUUAGAAGAAGAUGCUUUACUUGAUGAAUCUUUGAGUUUGAAAAACUUUGGGCUGUCAGAUACAUGUCUGGCCAUGUUAGCAUCUAAAGGUGAUUUGUCACCACAAGAACCUGAAAAAGUACAAGAAUUUAAGCAGCAACAUCAACAUGAUGCGGACACUGAAGGAAGUAACUUCUUAUCUGAUGAACAAGACAAGGAGAAUAUAAAGUCAGCUGAAGCUCCCAGACCCAUAUUAAAGAUAUUGAAAAGCGAAUUUGAAUGUCUUCCUGCCUACAUGAAGGGUCUAACAUCAUGGGAGGAUCUACUUGUAGCUGUUGGUAAGAUUAAUUCAAGCCUAAGCAAGAAGACCAAUGGAUGCAGCUACUUCCACCAAGAUGAAAUUCCUUCAUUUGAAUUAGGUCCUAAAACAAGAUCAUAUUUGCUGCUUCUAGUGCGGAUGAACCGAUUGGUUGUUGAGACGAUUGAUGGUUUACUAUCGUACAGAGUAUUGUAGAUACGAGACCCAUUGGAGAACUAUAUUUUUCAUCUCCUAGUUCACCUUUUCGUUGGCAUUCAUAUUCCAAGGAGAACGGACCCAGUACACGAACACAGCACAUAACUAAAUACACAUAAACAUAAUAGUGCCAUUGUUUGAAGUGUUUUGGCAUCUGGUAUUUUUUAAAAUUCUCUGCUCCAUUCCCUUUUAUUUGAGGCUGAGUAUGAUUGAUAUCCACAUAUUCCUUCUAUUUGUAACGGCAAAGAUUGAAUAAUCAUAUUGUUCUUUGUUAUUGACGAUAAUGUAAUGUGAUGCUUGAUCUCGUUGGAUAGAAUUUUUUUUAGCAAAUUA
Glycine soja is the source of this 1328-nucleotide messenger RNA. RefSeq lists its product as uncharacterized. The transcript has 9 exons. NCBI's taxonomy places the organism in Eukaryota, Viridiplantae, Streptophyta, Magnoliopsida, Fabales, Fabaceae. Gene Ontology annotation, cellular component: outer kinetochore. Gene Ontology annotation, biological process: chromosome segregation. The record is from RefSeq and is a predicted model, not a curated record. The coding region runs from base 33 to 995 and encodes 320 amino acids.